CACCCAUACAGACUCCCAUCAGCAGGACCUUCAUGUGACUUUCUUUCCCUCUGGGGCUGGAGAGGAGCACAAGGAGACAGUCGGAGGGGGGAUCAGUCUAAAACUACAAACUUCCUCUCCCUGCACCCCCAAACCUGGAGCAUACCAAGUGGGUCUUGUACAAAAUCCUGGAUCUACCGCACUUUCUGGCUAAACCCUGAGAUAGAUAAGGCUCCCCAUGUACAGAGGGGCCCGGCCGCAGCUGUUUCACAUCCAAACUGAAGGCUGAAAACUUCUCAAGAACUCAAGAGAGAAUCCCAAAAUGGAUUACAGUUCAUUUAGCGGGGUGCCACGGUUCCUCACCAGGCCCAAGGCCUUCAUGAUGUCUGUGGGGAAAGAUUCCACCCUGAGCUGCCAGAUUAUAGGAAACCCAACUCCUGUAGUCACAUGGGAUAAGGACAAACUCCCAAUCAAAUCCGAAGGUCGUUUCAAAAUGAUUGAAGAUGGCAACCUGUAUCGACUCACUAUUUAUGAUCUACAAUUUGGAGACAGUGGUCAGUACAUUUGUCGGGCGAUCAACACCAUUGGUGAAGCCUUUGCAGCCAUCACCAUCAAAGUAGGGGAUGAAAAGGAAGGCACUGUUGCAGAAUGCGCACCCUUCUUUAUUUUGAAACCGAUCACCACAAAGAUUAAUCUAGGAGAAGAUGCCACAUUUCAGUGCAGGGUCCAAGGCAAUCCCCCACCCGCAGUGAAAUGGGAAAAGGACGGGAAAAUUCUUGGCAAAAGUUUUGACUCAAAUCGCAUUCGGAUUAUAGAUAAUGGAGAGUCCAGCUCUAUAAAGAUAAACUGCAUAAGGUUUUCAGACAGUGGAACGUAUUUAUGCCGGGCAGAGAAUCCUGUAGGCCAAGCCACUGCUUCCGCAUCAUUGUUGAUUGACUCCUUUUCCAACAGCACAUCUGCUCUGGAACCUACCUAUGCCAAAACAACUUCUCUCUUAUCUCACCUUCAAAAACGACGGGAAGAAAUGAGGAAAUCAGACACAUCAGUCAUUAGUACUGUUGACACCAAUGCUAAUUCGUAUGGAGCUGUGGAUCCAGUAUCCAGCCUGGGCUUUAGCUUGAGUCUUGACUAUGAAAGAGCUGCUUCUCUCACACCAAAAAUAAGUCGUGAUGGAACAUUUGGUGUUCUUACCCGUACUUGCACAGUAACUGAAGGAAAGCACGCCAAAAUGAGUUGCUAUGUAACCGGGGAGCCCAAACCUGAAAUUGUCUGGAAGAAGGAUGGCGACAUUAUUUCAGAGGGACGGAGGCAUGUCAUUUAUGAGGAUGAGCAAGAGAACUUUGUAUUGAAAAUUUUAUUCUGCAAGCAAAUCGACAAUGGCUUGUACACCUGCAGAGCCUCUAAUCUGGCGGGACAGACCUACAGCUCAGUGCUGGUUAUAGUAAAUGAACCUAGAAUCCCUUUCAAAACAAAACUGAGAGAUGUGGAGGUCAGAGAGAAAGAAUCAGCCACCUUCCAAUGCGAGGUUCCAAGCGCCAUCACAGAAUCAUCUUGGUACAAGGAGGAAACCCAGAUCGAGCAAAGUUCCAAGUACAAUAUUGAAGAGGAGGGAUCCAUCAGAAGGCUCACCAUACAGAAUGUCACCGCUGAUGAUGAUGCCGUGUAUAUCUGUGAAAUGAAGGAAGGCAGCAGGACAAUUGCUGAGCUCUCUGUUCAAGGUAACAUCAUCAAAAAGCUUCCAAGAAGGACAGCAGUUCCGAUCAGUGAUACAGCCAUGUUCUGCGUGGAGCUGGAUAAUGAAUGCCAGAAAAUCAAAUGGUUAAACAAUGGUCAAGAAGUAAAACCCGGAGGACGGAUUUCCAUCAGUUCCUCACGCAAACAGCACACUAUGACCAUCCGCGAAUGCCAGAAUAGCGAUGCCGGAGAGAUAACCUUCAUAGCCGAUGAGUGUAGAACGUCCACCAAGUUCACUGUCACCUGUUUACGGAAACCCCCUUCUAAUGCGCCCACUAACCCCAUGGUGAAGGAUAAAACAGAAACAUCAGUUACAUUAGUCUGGUCCCCUCCCCCAAUGGAUAGACCCGUGCCCAUUGAUGGGUACAUCGUAGAACGUAAGAAACUUGGAGCCACCGCCUGGCUAAGAUGCCACGAAUCAACCAAUGUGCCUGUUCCGCAGUUCACCAUCAACAAUGUUUUUGAUGAAGGAAGCUAUCAUUUCCGUGUCAGUGCUGUGAACACCUAUGGGCAGAGCCCUUACCUUGAGUUCCCAGGAACUCUGCAUCUUGAACCCGUACCUUCUGUUAAAACUCCUUUAAGGCCUGCGGAAGUCACUUUGGGUGGUGAGGCAACAUUUACAAUUGACCUAAGCACUGUAUCUUCAGGCGUCUGGCUGAUCAAUGGAAAAAUAAUUCAGAACAGUGAGCGAUACACUAUAAGGCGGGUGAAAAAUACUCACACUCUUAUUAUUCAGAGCAUCACCCAAGCUGACCAUGAAACGGAAGUGAAAUUCAACAGUAAUGGGAUCGAAAGCAGUGCUAAGCUCAUGGUGAAAGCUCUUCCUCAGUUCACCAACUCCAAGAAGAUCAAUGAUGUAAAGGUGGUCGCUGGAGAGCAGGCAGAGCUCAUCUCAGAGACUUCAGAGGAGAACGUGAAGGUUCUGUGGUACAAAGACAACAAAGAGAUCCGACAAUCCAAAAAGUUUUCACUGGAAGUUAAAGGGAAACAGCACAAACUGCUUGUCACUGCUGUCAAGAAGGAAGACGAGGGGACAUACUCUUGCAAGACUGCCGAUGACUCUGUUGGUUUCACUUUAAAAGUUACAGAACAUGAGCCAGUGUUUAUGAACCAAGACAAAGUACAGAAGGAAUUUCAAGCCACACUGACAGAGAGUGUCACCCUCAAAUGUGAGGUGUCCCAGUCCAAAACUGAGGUGAAGUGGUAUAAGGAGGGCAAACUUAUCAGCUCCAGCAAGAGAGUGAGGAUGGAGUCUGAGGGCAAAUCCCGUCGCUUGGUGGUGGAGCAGUUGGAGAAGAAAGAUGCUGGAGAGUACAGCUGUGAGGCUGCUGGAGAGAAGAUUAACUUCAGAAUCAAAGUUAUUGAGCCUGAGCCAGCAUUUAGCAACUUGGAGAAAGUGCAGAAGGAGGUUCAGGCCACCCUGAAUGAGAGUGCCACCCUGAGCUGUGAGGUGUCCCAGGCCAAGACUGAAGUAAAAUGGUACAAGGAAGGCAAAGUGAUCACCUCAAGCAAGAAAAUGAGGGUAGAGUCUAAGGGCAAAUCUCGCUGCCUGGUGGUGGAGAAAGUAGAGAAACAAGAUGCCGGAGAGUACAGCUGUGAGGCUGCCGGCCAGAAGAUCAAUUUUAAGAUUAAUGUUAAAGAACAUGAGCCGGCAUUCACCAAUACAGACAAGAUACAGAAAGAGGUUCAGGUCACCCUGAAUGAGAGUGCCACCAUGAGUUGUGAGGUGUCCCAGGCCAAGACUGAAGUAAAAUGGUACAAGGAAGGGAAACUGAUCACCUCCAGCAAGAAAAUGAGGGUAGAGUCUAAGGGCAAAUCUCGUUGCCUGGUGGUGGAGAAAGUAGAGAAACAAGAUGCCGGAGAGUACAGCUGUGAGGCUGCCGGCCAGAAGAUCAAUUUUAAGAUUAAUGUUAAAGAACAUGAGCCGGCAUUCACCAAUACAGACAAGAUACAGAAGGAGGUUCAGGCCACCCUAAAUGAAAAUGCCACCAUGAGUUGUGAGGUGUCCCAGGCCAAGACUGAGGUGAAGUGGUACAAGGAAGGGAAACUGAUAACCUCCAGCAAGAGAGUCAGGGUGGAGUCUGAAGGGAAAUCUCGCCGCCUGGUGGUGGAGAAAGUGGAGAAACAAGAUGUUGGAGAAUACAGCUGUGAGGCUGCCGGGCAGAAGAUCAAUUUUAAAGUUACAGUAAAAGAAUCUGAACCAGCAUUCACCAACCAAGAUAAGGUACAGAAGGAGGUUCAGGCCACCCUGACAGAAAGUGCCACCCUGAGCUGUGAGGUGUCCCAGGCCAAGACUGAAGUAAAAUGGUACAAGGAAGGCAAAGUGAUCACCUCAAGCAAGAAAAUGAGGGUAGAGUCUAAGGGCAAAUCUCGCAGCCUGGUGGUGGAGAAAGUGGAGAAACAAGAUGCCGGAGAGUACAGCUGUGAGGCUGCCUGCCAGAAGAUCAAUUUUAAGAUUAAUGUUAAAGAACCUGAGCCGGCAUUCACCAAUACAGACAAGAUACAGAAGGAGGUUCAGGCCACCCUAAAUGAAAAUGCCACCAUGAGUUGUGAGGUGUCCCAGGCCAAGACUGAGGUGAAGUGGUACAAGGAAGGGAAACUGAUAACCUCCAGCAAGAGAGUCAGGGUGGAGUCUGAAGGGAAAUCUCGCCGCCUUGUGGUGGAAAAAGUGGAGAAACAAGAUGCUGGAGAAUACAGCUGUGAGGCUGCCGGGCAGAAGAUCAAUUUUAAGGUUACAGUAAAAGAACCUGAGCCAGUGUUCACCAACCAAGAUAAGGUACAGAAGGAGGUUCAGGCCAACCUGACAGAAAGUGCCACCCUGAGCUGUGAGGUGUCCCAGGCCAAGACUGAAGUGAAGUGGUACAAGGAGGGGAAACUCAUCACCUCCAGCAAGAGAGUCAGGGUGGAGUCUCAGGGCAAAUCUCGCCGUCUGGUGGUGGAGAAAGUUGAGAAACAAGAUGCUGGAGAAUACAGCUGUGAGGCUGCUGGGCAGAAGAUCAGUUUUAAGAUCAAUGUCAAAGAGCCAGAACCAGUGUUCGCUAACCAGGAGAAGGUGCAGAAAGAAGUUCAGGCCACCUUAACAGAAACUGCCACCCUGAGCUGUGAAGUGUCCAAGACAAAGACGGAGGUGAAGUGGUUCAAGGAUGGGAAACAAAUCACCGCCAGCAAGAAAAUUAAAGUGGUGUCUGAGGGCAAGUCCCGCCGACUGGUGGUGGAGCAGUUGGAGAAGAAAGAUGCUGGACUGUACAGUUGUGAGGCUGCCGGGCAGAAGAUCAGUUUCAGGAUAAAUGUCAAAGAGCAAGAGAUAGUGUUCACCAACCAGGAGAAAGUACAGAAGGAAGUUCAGGCCACCCUUACAGAGAGUGUCAACCUAAGCUGUGAAGUGUCCCAGGCCAAGACCGAAGUGAAGUGGUAUAAGGAUGGGAAACAAAUCACCACCAGCAAGAAAUUUAAGGUGGUGUCUGAAGGCAAGUCUCGUCAGCUGGUGGUGGAACAGAUGGAGAAGAAAGAUGCUGGGGAGUACAGCUGUGAGGCUGCUGGGCAGAAGAUCAGCUUCAAGAUCACCGUCAAAGAUUCUGAGCUGGCAUUUAUCAACAAAGAGAAGAUACAAAAGGAGGUUCAGGCCACCUUAAAUGAGAGUGCCACCGUUUGCUGUGAGGUGUCCCAAGAUAAGACUGAAGUGAAGUGGUACAAAGAUGGGAAACUCAUCACCUCUAGCAAGAGAGUAAGGCUGGAGUCUGAGGGCAAAUCUCGCCGCCUGGUGCUGGAGAAAACGGAGAAACAAGAUGCGGGAGAAUACAGCUGUGAGGCUGCCGGACAGAAAAUCAAUUUCAAGAUCAAAGUCAAAGAACCUGAGCCAGUGUUCACCAACCAAGAGAAGGUACAGAAGGAUAUUCAGGCCACCCUGACAGAGAGUUCUACUCUGAGUUGUGAAGUGUCCCAGGCCAAGACUGAGGUGAAGUGGUACAAAGAUGGGAAACUCAUCACAUCCAGCAAGAGAGUCAGGGUGGAGUCUGAGGGUAAAUCUCGUCGCCUGGUGGUGGAGAAAGUGGAGAAACAAGAUGCUGGAGAGUACAGCUGUGAGGCUGCCGGGCAGAAGAUCAAUUUCAAGAUCAAUACUGUUGAAGCACAAGCCAAAUUCUUGAAGAAGCCAUCAAAGCAAGAGCCAAUCCUUGUCCAAGAGGAUGAAGACAUUAUACUGAAGACCUCUGUCCAACCAGAAAAUACUGAGGUCAGAUGGUUUAAGGAUGGAAAGGAGUUGACGGCAACAAAGAAGUACCAAAUAUCUGCUGAAGGGGCCACAAGAACUUUAGUAGUAAAGGUGGCAGAGAGCAAAGACAGUGCAAGUUACUCCUGCACAACAAAAAGUGACAAACAGGAAUUUAAAGUUCAGGUUAAAGAAAUUCCCCAGAAGUUUCAGAAGAAACUAGAAGCUGUCUGUGGGGAAAUAGGAAGCAACAUCACUCUGACCUGUGAGCUGAGCCAGGCCAAAGUAGAUGUGAUCUGGCGCAAGAACGGGCAGGAAAUUAAAGCUGGAAAACAUUUUGCGAUCAGAAGCGACGGGGCCAAGCGCAUAUUGACCAUCUCAGGGCUCAAGGCAGAUGAUGAAGGAGAGUACUCAUGUGAAUCCAGAGAUGACAAGACCAUCACCCAACUGACAACCAAAGCACCAAGAGUAGUGAAGUUCACUGGAGAACUCAGCAAUGCAGUAAUGGAAGAGGGGGGUGAAGCCACCCUGAAAUGUACCAUCUCCUUGGACGAUGCAGUGGUGACUUGGUAUCGAAAUGGGGUCAAGAUUGAAAGCAACAAAAAAUACACCAUCAAUAAGAAAGGCACAAACCACAGUCUAACGAUCAAGGAGCUGGUCCUGCAAGAUGCAGGAGAGAUUAUGGCAGAGUCAGAAGGGAUACAGACUAAGGCAUCUCUCAAGGUCCGAGAAAAACCACUGACUUUCAAGAAAAAGCUGGAAGCUAUCACUGUCGAGGAAAGACAAACCGUCCGGUUUGAAGUCGAAGUCUCUAAGGCCACCAAGGAAGUGAAAUGGAUGAAAAACAGCAUUGUCCUGCAGCCCUCUGAGAACAUAGAGAUCCAGUCUGAAGGAACUAAGCAGAUCCUUAUCCUUAAGAAUGUCACGUACACUGACCGAGGCCUGUACUGCUGUGAGACCCUGGAUGACAAGACACAGGCCAAGCUCAAUGUGGAAAUGCGUCAAGUGAAAGUUGCCAAAGGGCUGAAGGAUGUAGAAGUCCACGAGAAAGAUAGUGCCACUUUUGAGUUGGAGCUGUCCCAUGAAGAUGUGGAAGGAUUUUGGAUGAAAGACGGGAUCAAACUGAAACCGUCAGAUACAUGCAAAAUGACUUUCAAGGGAAAGAAGCACUCUCUAACCCUGUCUUCUCUGAAGAUGGAUGAUUCAGGUCCUGUGGUAUUUAAAUCAGAAGGACUGCAAUCUUCUGCCAAGCUCACUGUUAAAGAACCACCAGUAAAAAUCACACUACCUCUGAAAGACAUUAAAGCACCGGAGAAGGAAAAGGUGACAUUCGAAUGUGAGGUGUCUAGACCUAAUGCUGAAGUGAAAUGGUUCAAGGAUGGUUCUGGGUUAAAACCAAGCAAAAAAGUUGCCAUUAUUUCACAAGCCAAGAAAAGGAGUGUGACAAUUCACAAGUGUGAGCGUGAAGACCAAGGAACAUAUGUUUGUGAUGCAGGAGAAGACAAGACCUCUGCAUACCUGACUGUACAUGGUCGAGACAUCCAGAUCGUUAAACCGCUUGUGGAUGUGGAAGUGGUAGAAAAGGAGAGUGCAUCAUUUAUGUGCCAGAUUUCUCAUGAUGAGGUGCAAACCCAGUGGUAUAAAAAUGGCAUCAAACUGAAAGCAGGAGAGAAUGUAAAGAUGCGUCAAGAAGGAAGAACAUAUUCAUUGGUUUUCCAGAGUGUCCAGGCUGAGGAUGCAGCUGAAAUUAAAUUUGUGGCUGAAGCAUCUGAAUCUCGGGCAAAACUAAAAAUAAAAGAACUUCCCUUAAAAAUUGUGAAGCCCCUCCGUGAUAAGAUUGCUAUAGAGAAGCACAGGGCAUUCCUUGAGUGCCAAGUUUCAAGAGCUAGCGCAGAAGUGACUUGGUACAAAAAGAACAAGCAGAUUGCCCCGGGUGAUAAAUAUGAGAUUGUGAGCCAGGGGCUGUACAGAAAACUCAUCAUCAAUGAAGCAGAGUUUGAGGAUGAAGAUACCUACACAUGCGAUGCUGGAGAUGACAAGACUUCAGCUAAACUUCUGAUUGAAGAACAAUCAAUUAAUAUUGUGAAGGAACUGGCAGAUGUAGAAGUGACACAGCCUGAAUCUGCUACAUUUGAAUGUGUCACAUCGAUUGUGUCAGUGAAGCCCCCGAAAUGGUCCCUCGGUGGAGAAGUUCUUUGUGAUGGAAAAGGCAUCACCAUAGAACAAGAUGGAACCGUCCACCGACUGACAUUGAGAAAGACUUCUCCUGAGAUGUCUGGAGCUGUCCAGUUUCACAUUGGAAAGUCCAAGUCUUCUGCCAAACUUUUGGUUAAAGAAAUCCCCGUUCGGUUAACCCAACGUAUUGAGGAUAAGACUGCCAAUGAGCGCCAGACUGUGAUACUGUCCUGUGAAUUUAAGCCUCCUCCCAAAUUUGUGGAAUGGUUUAAAGAUAAAAGUCAAAUUGAACCAUCAGAGAGGUUCAAACUGAAGCUGGAGAGGAACAUGGCAGAGCUCAAAAUAUUACAGGUGACUCCAGAGGAUUCCGGAACAUAUACCUGCAAAGCUGGAGAUGCCGAGACAUCAGGAAACCUGAAUGUACAUGCCCGUGAUGUGAAAGUCCUGAAGCCCUUGAAGGAUGUAGAGGUUGAAGAAGAAAGCUGUGCUGUGUUCUCCUGUGAGUUGUCCCACGAUGAUGAGGAGGUGGAAUGGUUCCUGAACAACACCCUCCUAUACUCCAAUAAUUUCAAUGACAUUCAGAAAAUUGGGGCCACUCACACUCUUACGCUGAAACAGGUGGCCCCCGAGGACUCUGGAACAGUGAGUGUGAAGACUAAGAAACUCUCCUUCAGUGCACAGCUAAAGGUCAAAGAAAAAACAGCAGUUUUCAUGAAGUCCUUAGAUGAUGCUGUAGGUGAGGAACGAGGAAUGGUUACUUUAGGGUGUGAAGUCUCCAAGGCCAAGGUGAAACCAGUCUGGAAGAAAGAUAACCAAGUCCUACCCAAUGGAGACAAGUAUCAGCAGAUGCAGGCAGGAAAAACCGUGUGCUUGAUCAUCCAUGACCUUAACAAGUCUGAUGCAGGACUGUACAUCUGCGAUAUUGGAACAGAUACUGCAAAGUCCAAAAUCAGUGUUCAGGAGCUCAACAUUGGAAUCACUAAGCGUCUCAAGAGCUCGGAGGCUAAAGAAGGUGAGAGUUGUACCUUUGAGUGCAUUCUUUCUCACGAGAGCAUCGAUGAAUGUUCCUGGACAGUGAAUGGACAGAGUGUAGAAGGUGACCAACGUUUCAAUGUCUCUAAUAAGGGACGGAAAUAUGUACUUCAUAUAAAAGAAGUGAGAGCAAGAGAUGCUGGGGAAGUCAUAUUCACAGCUCGAAAUCUGAACUCCAAAGCAUCACUGACUAUUAAAGAAAAACCAUCUGAAAUAAUAAAACCAUUGGAAGAUAAAACCGUUCCAGUGGGAGAAGACGUUAUUUUGAAGUGUGAACUAUCUAAAGAAGACGCAAAUGUAAAAUGGUGCAAAGAUGGAAAAGUGCUGAAGAAAAGCCAAAAAUAUGAAUUUUUCCAGGAAGGAACUGAAACCCGAAUGACAAUCCAUGAAGUCACGUCAAAAGACUCUGGAGAGUAUACUUGUGAAACCAGCAUCUCCCAAACAAAAGCCAGCGUCCAAAUAAAAGAAAAACCCAACUGGUUCAAAAAGGAAUUGUCAGAUAUUAAUAUUGAAGAAGGAGAGUCUGCAGUUUUUAACUGUGAGACAGAGAAGAAGGCAUCCUCUGUAACCUGGAGAAAAGGGAUAAUGGAGAUCAAAUCAAGUGAAAAAUAUGAAAUAAGUCAAAAAGGCAAUGCCCUAAGCUUGCAGGUCAAUGACUUGGAGAAGAGUGACAGUGACCUCUAUGUAUGUGAUAUUAAGGACGCACAGACGAAGGCCAACCUCACUGUCAAAGCCCCACAAGCCUAUUUCAAACGGGAGCUACAGAGCACUGAAGCUGUGGAAGGGGAAACAGCCACCCUGUGGUGUGAACUGUCCAAUCCUGACGCUGAGGUAGAAUGGAGCAAAGAUGGAAAUGUGCUUAAAGCCAGCAAGAAGCAUGAAAUGCGAGUGAGAGACCACAGGGUGGAACUACUGAUUCACCAUUUAGUAGAGGAAGAUGCUGGAACCUAUAAAUGUGGAACUGGGGAAAGGACCUCCUCAGCAACUCUAACUGUGAAAGUUGAGCAAGUUUUGUUCAAACGAGGGCUCAGGAAUGAGAAAGCCAAAGAGGGAGGCAGCGUGAAGUUGCACUGUGAACUGAGCAAGGCAAGUGCGUCUGUUCGUUGGAUGAAGGGCAGCCAAGUCCUAGAGAAUGGAGAGAAGUACAACAUGAAGCUCGUCGGCACUGUGGCUGAGCUGUUUAUUUUGAAUGCAAAGACCGAAGAUUCUGGAGACUAUACUUGCGAUAUUGGAGACCAGAAGAGCACAGCCAAUGUGACAGUGACUGCCCUGCCCGUUCGCUUCAAACAAGACCUGAAAGAUGCUGAGAUUGAAGAAGGCUCCUCCGUGACGUUAUCUUGUGAAGUCACUAAGCCUGACGCCCCAGUCACGUGGAAAAAGGGCAUCACAACCCUUCAAGCCAAUGAGAAAUAUGAAUUUAGGCAAAAAGGAUGCCUAGUAGAUUUAAUUAUUCAUAAGGCAGGACCAGAGGAUUCUGGUACCUACACUUGUGAUACUGGAAACCAACAGACUUCUGCACGUGUUAAAGUUAAGGAACUGCCAGCCCUUUUCAAAGAAGAACUUAAACACCAGAAGGUCUCAGAAGGUGAAUGUGCUUCCCUGCGCUGCGAGCUCACAAAAGCCAAUGCCUCCGUUGAAUGGAAGAAAGAUCACAGAAUGAUAAAACAGAGCAAAAAGUAUAAGAUCCGUCAGGAAGGUGCAGUUUCCGAGCUAGAAAUACGUGACCUGGUAUUGGAGGAUUCAGGAGAUUAUAGUUGUGUGUGCGGGGACCACAAGUCUACAGCAACAGUGACAGUAGCUGCUUCCCCACCGCGUUUCAGUGAGGAACUAAGAGAUGAGAAGGCCACGGAAGGCCAACAGGCCACUCUUCAUUGUGAGUUAACUAAACCCGGAGCUGUCUUGGAAUGGACGAAAGGUCAAUCUUUUCUUAAACCUGGUGGGAAAUAUUCAAUGAGGCAAGAAGGUCUUUCUGCUGAGCUUUUAAUCAGCAAUCUUGAAGAACGUGAUUCGGGUGAUUACACAUGCGUGUGCGGGGAUCAGCAGACGACAGCAACCCUAACAGUGAAUGCUCUUCCGGUAUUCUUUAAAAAGAACCUGAGGGAUACAGUAGCUACAGAAGAAGAAAUGGUCACUCUUCACUGCGAACUCUCCAAACCAGCCACAAAGGUGGAAUGGAAGAAAGGUCACCGGCUGCUGAAGGGAAGUGACAAGUAUACAAUGAAACUUGAAGGCUUGGCUGCUGAGCUGAGUAUCAGUGACCUAAACGUGAAAGACAGCGGCGAAUACACAUGCGUUUGUGGAGACCAGGAGACCACAGCAAACCUAACAGUUAAUGCUCUGCCUAUCCUUUUCAAAGAAGAACUGAGCAAUAAAGAAAGCCCAGAAGGAGAAAAAGUUGCUCUAUGCUGUGUCUUGACAAAAGCUCCUGGCCAUGUUGAGUGGAGACAGGGUCACAAAGCUCUGAAAUCAAGUCCCAAAUAUGAAAUGAGAGUGGAUGGGGCUUCUGCAGAACUAAUAAUCCAUAAUUUGGAACUGAAAGACAUGGGAGAAUAUACAUGUGUGUGUGGUGAACAACAGACUACAGCUGUCUUAAUAGUGAAUGCCUUGCCUACUCACUUCAAACAUGGACUAAAGGAUGAGAACAUAAAAGAGGGCGACCGAGCUAUCCUGCACUGCGAGCUUAGCAAACCCGAUGUGACUGUGCAAUGGAGAAAGAAUAGUGAGGACUUGGUGACAUCUGAAAAGCACAUAUUGCGCCAGGAUGGUUCUAUUGCAGAAUUGGUGAUUCCUCAUCUAGAAGAAGAGGAUUCUGGGGUUUACACCUGUAUUUGUGGAGAUGUGAAGACCACGUCAACCUUAAGCGUUAUAGCUUUACCCCCACGUUUUAAAGAGGACCUUAAAAAUAAAGAAGCAGUUGAAGGAGACUCCGUCACACUGCGCUGUGAGCUGACCAAGUCUAAUGCUUCUGUCGGGUGGAGGAGAGGACAGGAAGCCCUCAGACCCAAUGACAAAUAUAAGAUGAGGCAGGAAGGCCUUGUGGCUGAGAUACUUAUAAGUCAGUUAGAUCUGCAGGAUUCUGGGAAAUACACUUGUUUUUGUGGAGAUCACGAAACAACAGCCAUGCUGACUGUGAAUGCUGUGCCACCACAAUUUAAAGAGGAACUCAGGAGCAAGGAAGCUGUUGAAGAGAGCUCAGUUGUGUUGACUUGCAAACUGACGAAGCCUAAUGCACUACUAGAGUGGAGGAGAGGACACAAGACUCUGAAGACAUGCGAUAAGUACAAAAUGAUACAGGAAGGUCUUGAGGCAGAGUUGGUCAUUAAUAAUUUGGACCUGAAAGAUGCCGGCGAGUAUACUUGUGUAUGUGGAGUUCACCAGACCACAGCUUCACUCACUGUGAAUGAAUUACCAGCCCUCUUUAAAGAAGAAAUCAAACAUGCAGAAGAAAGAGAAGGACAGAAGGCUGUCUUCCAUUGUAAGCUGACUAAGCCUAAUGCAAGAGUAGAGUGGAAGAAAGGUCAUGAAACUCUUCAACCUAGUGAUAAGCAUCAACUGAUGCAGGAUGGUGUCAUAGCGGAACUAACCAUCAGCAAACUGGAGUUAAAGGAUUCUGGGAAUUAUACAUGUGUGUGUGGAGAGGAGGCCACUACUGCUUCUUUAACAGUUACUGAGCUGCCUGCAGUCUUCAAUGCUGAUCUGAAAAAUGUUGAGGUCACUGAAGGGGUAACAGCCACGUUGCAUUGCGGGGUGACAAAGGCUUCUGCAUCAGUACAAUGGAUGAAAGGAAAUCAAGCUUUAAGAUCCAAUGAUAAGUAUCACAUGAAGCAAGAAGGUUGUGAGAUUGAGUUGCUAAUAUGUGAUACGGAUCUGGAUGAUGCUGACCAGUACACCUGCAUCUGUGGAGACCAGAAGACCUCUGCUAUUUUAACUGUGAAUGCUCUGCCUGUUGUUUUUAAAGAAGAGCUGAAGAACACAGAGGUCACAGAAAGUGAUACAGCGACUCUCCACUGUGCCCUCAGCAAACCCAAUGUUUUUGUUGAGUGGAAGAAAGGAACCCAAGUGCUGAGUCAGAGUCAGAAAUAUUCCUUCAGACAAGAAGGCUCAAGUGCUGAUCUUGUAAUCAACAACAUAGAUCCAAAAGAUGCGGGAGAAUACACGUGUACGUGUGGCGAUAAGAAGACUUCGGCUGUGGUGACGGUCAACGCCCUGCCAUGUGUAUUCACAAAGCCUCUGCAGAACACUGAGGCUGAGGAGGGUGACACAUUGACGUUGCGAUGUGAAGUGUCUAAGCCUAAUGUCUCAGUCGAAUGGAGAAAAGGAAGCCUAGGCCUUCAGCAGGGCAGCAAGUAUGAGAUCAGGCAGAAGGACUGUGUUGCAGAACUGAUAAUACACAACCUCAGGUUGGAAGACACAGGAGAGUACAGCUGUGAUACUGGGGACCAGGAAACAAGGGCCUAUCUAACAGUAAAAGCUCUGCCAGUGCUCUUCAAGAAACCACUAAAAGACACAACAGUAGAGGAAGGUGUCAACGUGACUCUUCGCUGUGAAACCACAAAACCAAAUGUCCCCAUUGAAUGGAGGAAGGGAACCAUUGGGCUCUUCCCAUGUGCUAAAUAUGAGAUGAGACAAGAAGGGGUUGCGGCUGAACUUGUGGUCUAUGACGUUGAAGCAGGAGAUGGGGAUGAAUAUACGUGUGAUACAGGAGACCAGCAGACCACCGCUACCAUCAAAGUCAGUGUGCUGCAAUUCUUGCAGAACUUGCAGAACAUGGAAGCUCAGGAAGGUGGGAAAGCUCGAUUCCGCUGUGAGGUAUCUUCAAAGAAGAAUUUAGUGGAAUGGAGAAAAGGAGCUCAGACACUUCAGGCGAGUUCCAAGUAUGAAAUGAAAGAACAAGAUGGAGUCAGAGAACUUAUAAUCCACAAUCUUGAGCUGGAAGAUGCUGGAGAGUACACCUGUCUGUCCCGGAGCAAGAAAUCUUCAGCAACUCUUAAAGUUAAUGAACUGGAUGUGACUAUUGUGAAGGGCCUGAAAGACGUGUCAGUAUUUGCAGCAGAAGAUGCCGUGUUUACGUGUGAACUGUCCCACCCUGAUGCCAAGGAUGUAGAGUGGAAGCUGCAGGGGAUCACUCUGGCGAACAACGAGAUGAAUGAAAUUUCGGUGGAGAAGGGCAAGAUCCACAGGCUGAAACUGAGCAGCGUGACACAGGAGGACACAGGCAGUAUCACCUUCAGGGUUGGACCAUACACAUCAACAGCAGAACUUACCGUGAAAGCCCCACUUCCAGUGUUUACCAAAAAUCUUCUGGAUAUACAAGUGGAAGAAGAUGGCUCAGUUGUCCUUGAAUGUGAACUCUCCCAGCCCAGUGUCCCAGUGGUGUGGAGGAAAGGCACAGAGCAGAUAUCUGCCAGUGCAAAGUUUGAUAUCAAGGAACUGGGAGCUGUUCACUCUUUGCAGAUCAAUAACCUCAAACCUGAAGACUCAGGCGUCUAUACAUGUGAUAUUGGACAUCAACAGACAAAAGCAAAAGUAACAGUCACAGCCCUCCCAGUGCAGAUAACAAAACCUCUGCAGAACGAGCAGGGAGAAGAAAACAAAUAUGUUAUUCUACGGGCUGAGGUCUCUAAAUCGAAUGCUCCAAUUCAGUGGAAGAAAGCUGGAGUUACUCUUCAACCAGGUUCUAAAUAUGAAAUGAAGCAGGCUGGUCAUGUGGUAGAACUUCAUAUACUCAAACUUCAGAUGUCUGAUGCUGGAGAAUAUACCUGUGAUACAGGGGACCAGAAAUCAGUGGCUAAUGUCUGUGUUAAAGAGCCAGAGCCGUUCAUUAUUGACCAUCUUCAGAACGUUUCUGUAGAAGAGGGGGAAGAUGCCAUCUUCAAAUGUAAAGUGUCCAAGGAAAAUGCCCCAGAUGUACAGUGGUGCUUAGCUGGUGUUCCACUGCAGUCCAAUGAAAUGAAUGAGAUUUCGUGCCAUAAAGGGAAAAUUCACACCUUAACACUAAAAAAGGUGUCAACACAAGAUACUGGGAUCGUCAGUUUUAGAGUAGGGCAGAAUACAACGUCGGCAGAGCUUAGCGUUACAGCUGUAGCCUUGACGUUUACCAAGAAGCUUCAGCCAGUUGAAGGAGAGGAACAAGGAGUGGCUGUGCUUCAAUGUGAGAUAUCCAAGGUCAAUGUUCCAGUGGAAUGGAGAAAGGGAUCCAAGAUUAUCAUACAUGGCGGGCGAUAUGAAAUCAGCAUGAAUGGAUCUGUCCACACCUUAUGCAUUAAGGACCUCACCUCGGAGGAUUCUGAGGAAUAUAGCUGUAGUGCCCAAAGUGAAGCAACAUCAGCCAGACUCCAAGUCAACCAACUACCUGUAACAUUCACCCAAGAGCUUCAGAAUGUUGAACCAGAGGAAGGAGGCACCGCUUCAUUGCAGUGCAAAGUAUCCAGAGCCGAUGCCCAUGUGGAAUGGAGGAAGGGAGCUCUUGUUCUACAAACCAGCGCUAAAUACGAAAUGAAGCAAAGUGGCUCCCUCGUUGAAUUGCUUAUUCACAACGUGGACCUAGAAGACUGUGGGCCCUACACAUGUAGUACUGACACCGCACAAACAACAGCCUCUGUUUUCGUUCAAGCCAAGAAUAAAGUGCUGCAAGAGCUGGAGAACAUCGAUGCCGUAGAGGGAGGUGAAGCACUUUUUGAGUGUUACUUGUCUAAGCCUGAGUGCUACAACUAUAACUGGCUGUUAGAUGAUGAACCUGCGAGGACAUCAGAAAACAUUGAGAUGAUUUAUUUUGAAAAUGGUCGUAGGCAUCUUCUUUUACUGAAAAACCUCACCUCUCAAGAGAGCUGCAGAGUAACCUUCAUAGCGGGCGCUGCUGUAACCUCAGCCUUUUUGAAUGUGCAAGGAUGGCGCUUGGAAGUUCUGAAGCCUCCUGUAGACACUGAAGUCAUUGCUGGUGGCCAGGCAACCUUUAGCUGUAUCCUAAGUGAAGCCAUUCCAGUAAAUGAGGUUGCCUGGUAUUUUAAUGGAGUAGAUAUCCAACCAGAUGAAAACUGGGCAAUGCAGGUAGAUGGAAAUGAGUACAAGUUAAUUCUUAAAGACGCUCAACUACAUCAUUCGGGAGAAGUGGCGUUUGCUUCAAGAGAUGUAGUGGCAUCAGCCAAGAUUUCUGUUCUUGAGCACCCUAUCACCAUAAAACACCAACUGGAAAACAAAAAUCUAAAGGAAGGUGAAACUAUUCGCCUUGAGUGUGAAUUCUCUAAAGAAACCCGGGACGUCAAAUGGAUGAAGGGAAGCGAAAUACUGACGUCGGGGGGAAAAUAUGAGUUUGUUUGUCAAGGACAAAAACAAGUUCUGAUUAUUCAUAAUAGUUCAUCAGAUGAUCAGGGCUCCUACACAUGUGCAACCUCAUCAGGAGACAAAACAACCGCCUCUGUUACUUUGGAAAAACAAAUAAUCACCGAAGUCAUGAGCAUACAAGAGAUUUUUGGUCUAGCACAAGAAAGAACUGAUAUCAAACAUGAAGAUGAAGAGAGCCAGCCAAGUCUCCCACCAGAGGCUGCUCAAGAAGGGGAUCUCCAUUUAUUAUGGGAAGCAUUAGCAAAGAAGCGGAGAAUGAGCAGAGAACCUACGCUGGAUUCCAUCUCUGAGUUGCCAGAAGAAGAAGAAAAGCGUAGGCAGAAAAAAGAAGCAGAAAGGCAUUCAGACUUUUCAGGGUACACGUCUGAUGAUUUGACUAAAACAAGUGAAGCUGAUUUUUCAGUAACAAGCUCGGACGAUGAAUCCCGAGCUGGAACUCCAUCUUUGGUGACUUAUCUUAAAAAAGCUGGCCACUCUACUGUCACACAUAGAUCCAAAGUCCACAAAGUGUCUGAAAGCAAAUUUUUUAAACACUUUGAGACCAAGGAAAUUGAGCGCAAGGAAAUCAAGGAACCCCCACAAGAACCUGAGAUUCCAGAUUUAUUUCAUGAUGAUGACCCCGCACUGGAUAAGGCGGCUGUGAAAAUUCAAGCUGCUUUUAAAGGAUACAAAGCGAGAAAGGUGAUCAAGCAACAAGAAUGUCCUUUAUUCGCGGAAACAUUUAAAGAUUUAUCGGUUGAACCAGGAGGAACAGUCCAUCUUGAAUGUGUAGCUAUCUGCAAAACUGACAUUACAGCUCGAUGGUUGAAAGACAAUAAAGAACUCUCUGAUGGCCGGCAUUAUCAUAUUGAUAAUUACCCUGAUGGAACCUGUUCCUUGAUUAUUACUGCUGUAGAAACUGCAGACACUGGCAUAUAUACAUGUGAAGCCUCUAACAAGUUUGGUGCAGUUUCACAUAGUGCUUCUUUGGUGGUUGGCAGUGGUUUACCCGAAGUUACUCUAAAACCAAAGCCGUUGAUUGUUAAGUAUGGAUCAGACAGUGAAACGGAGAGUACAACAGGAAGUGAUUUGGAUGAUGCUUUUAGAAAGGCAGGAAGAAGGCUUCAUAAGAUCUUUAAAUCCAAGACAUCCCUUGAAAUGUCUGAUGUUGAAGAAGAACUAUUUGUUAGUGCUGAUGAGGGUGACCUACCACCUGUAGACCAGCAAACCUACAGAGAGGAUGAUAAAUAUAUUUACAUCAAGUUUGAAGUCAUGUCAGAAGCAUCCUUUGCUGCUAAAAGAUUCAAAGAGAUGUUCUCUGCAAUGGGCAUCCCUGUCAAAAUAGAUAUUUUGGACCAAGGUGCAAAAAAUAUUGACUUACGGAUAAUGAAAGUAGAGACAGGAACCACUGAGCAGCAGAGAAUGGCGGCAAGACAUCAAAUGACCUUGUUGACUUCUGAUACUGCUCCCAUUUUUAUUACUGAACUACAGAACCAAGAGGUACAAGAUGGUUAUCCAGUCAGUUUUGAUUGUGUUGUUAUUGGAAGACCAAUGCCAUCAGUACGUUGGUUCAAAGAUGGUAAGGUGAUUGAAGAGGAUGACCAUUACAUGAUCAAUGAAGACCAAGAGGGAUGCCACCAACUUAUUAUAACUGCCGUAGUCCCCAAAGACAUGGGAGUCUACAGAUGUCUGGCAGAAAAUAGAAUGGGGGUAUCUUCAACCAAGGCUGAGCUGAGAGUGGACUUAACCAGCUCAGAUUACGACACAGCAGAGGCAACAGAAACAUCAUCUUAUUUCAGCGCACAGGGAUAUCUGUCCAGGGAACAGGAGGGCCUGGAAUCUGCCACAGAACAAGACCAGCUUCCUCAGAUUCUAGAAGAGCUACGAGACACAAUGGUUGCCCCAGGGACUCCACUUACCAAAUUUGAGAUAAAAGUGAAAGGUUACCCAAGGCCUCGAGUCUACUGGUUUAAAGAUGGUCAACCCAUCCAUGCCUCUGACAGAAUACUAAUGACUGACAAAAAGAAACUGCAUUCACUGGAAAUUCUGAAUGUGACAAAGGAAGACGCUGGGGAGUAUUCAACUUACAUCAGUAAUUCAGCUGGUUCUGCUUACUCAUCUGCAAGACUUUCUGUCAAAGGGCCAGAUGAGCUACAGAAAGACAAGCCAAUGGAAGAUGCAGUAGAUGGAGAGAAGCCAGUACCACCAAGGUUCUUGGAAAGAUUCACAAACAAAAAAGUAUUGAAAGGAGCCAGCAUAACCUUGUCUGUGAAAGUUGAAGGAAUUCCUCCUCCAACAAUCACCUGGUUGAAGGAAGACUCUCCUGAAGAUGUACUUUGGAUCAAACCAGACACUCCUGGGUACAAAAUGGCCAGUUCAAACAGGCACCACAGUCUGAUCUUACUGGAUGUUGGCACAGAAUUUUCUGGGACUUACACCUGUAUUGCAACAAACAAGGUGGGGCAGUCGAUCUGCACAGCCUCUGUGGAGAUUGCAGAAGCUAAAGAAGCCAAGAUUCUGAAAGAAGCAGACAAAUUAGUGAAAGAAAUGUUGGGUCGAACAUCACUUCCAGGGUUUGAAGAGGGCAGGGAGACAGAAUCUGGAGUGAUUGGCAUCUCCGUGCAACCGCCUGAGGAUAGUGGAGAGGUGUCCAAGCCCCAUAUUUCACUGACAGAUGUUGGGACAGAGGAAUUCUUCCAGAAACUGACAUCCCAUAUUACAGAAAUGGUGUCUGCAAAGAUAAGUCAAGCCUCACUUCGUGUCCCUGGAACGACGGGGAUGGAUAGUGAUGAUGAAACGAAGACCCCUUCAGCAUCCCCACGCCACGGAAGGUCCAGGCCUUCCUCUAUUGCUGUUGAGUCUUCCUCAGAGUCAGAAGAUGGCGACUCUAGAGGAGAGAUAUUUGACAUCUACAUGGCGUCUGCGGAUUAUAACCCAAUUGUCGCAGAUAAGGAAUCCAUAACCUUGAAAGAGGGUCAGUAUGUGGAGGUUCUAGACUCUGCACAUCCCCUCAAAUGGAUGGUCCGAACGAAGCCAACCAAGUUCAGUGCGUCCAGGCAAGGUUGGGUCUCACCAGCUUACUUGGAUAAGAGACUGAAGCUGUCUACUGAGUGGACUGCAGGAGAAGCACCGGAACUUUCUGGAGUGUGUGUAUCAGAAGAGGAGUACAAGAAGAAGCUCAGCAUUCUGAUCCAGGAGCUGCUAAACACAGAGAAGGAGUACGUGAAGGAGCUACAGUUUUUGGAGAACCAUCACCUACAUCACACUGAGCACUGGCCCGAUAUCCCAGAGAGCGUUGCUAGCCAAAAAUCUACCAUCUUCAGGAACAUCAGCGACAUUGGCAAUUUUCACUCAAGCAUUUUCUUUCCUGAGCUGAAGAAAUGUGACACAGACGAUGACAUUGCCAUGUCCUUCAUAAAGAACGAGGACGAAUUCAACAAGUAUAUCAUGUUCCUGGUUGGCCGCGUCCAGGCCGAGUCUGUUGUACUCAGUGAUUCUAUCCAGGAGUUCUACAAGAACUAUUCAGAAGAAAGACUGGCACUGUCAGAUCCAUCCAAGCCCCCAGUGCCUCCUCUGCAACAUUAUCUGGAAAUGCCCAUAAACAGGAUCCAGAGAUAUCAAGUCAUUAUUAAGGAACUCAUCCGGAACAAAGCAAGAAAUGGGAAGAAUUGUGCAUUGCUGGAACAGGCCUAUGCCAUUGUAUCUGCUCUUACUCGGCGGGCAGAGAACUUUUUGCAUGUGUCCAUGAUCGAAAACUACCCUGGAACACUAGAGGUCUUGGGUGAACCUAUCCGUCAGGGUCAUUUCAUUGUUUGGGAAGGAGCUCCAGGAGCUCGAAUGGCCUGGAAGGGUCACAACCGUCAUGUAUUUCUGUUCAAAAACUACUUGAUCAUCUGCAAACCCAAGCGGGACACAAAGACAGACACUUAUAGCUACGUGUUCAAGAACAUGAUGAAGCUGACAAAUAUAGACAUCAAUGAUCAGAUAGAAGGAGACGACAGAGCUUUUGAGGUAUGGCAUGAACGGGAAGACUCAGUCCGGAAAUACCUGCUGCAAGCUCGAACCGUCAUCAUUAAAAACUCCUGGGUGAAGGAAAUCUGUGGCAUACAAGAGCGCUUUAGUAUGCCAGUCUGGAAUCCUCCGAAAUUCAUCGAAAUUUUAGCAGACUGCACAGCCGAAUUGGGAGAAACUGUCAAGCUGGCGUGCCGUGUAACAGGGACACCUAAACCAGUUGUUGCCUGGUAUAAAGAUGGCAGACCUGUGGAAGCUGAUCCCCAUCACAUCAUUAUUGAGGACCCUGAUGGCUCCUGCACAUUGAUUCUGGAUAACAUGACUGGUGCGGACUCAGGGCAGUACAUGUGCUUUGCAGCCAGCCCAGCCGGAAACGCCAGCACUUUAGGGAAGAUUCUUGUUCAAGUGCCCCCAAGGUUUGUCAAUAAGCUUCGAAAUGCUCACUUUGUGGAUGGUGAGGAUUCCCAAUUCACAUGCACCAUUGAAGGAGCUCCCUACCCACAGAUAAGGUGGUACAGAGAAGGGAAACUACUGUCAGAAUCUGCUAAACACCAGACAUUCACUGAACCGAGAAGUGGAGUGUUAGUGCUCGUGGUCAAGAAUGCGACCAACGAUGACCUAGGCUAUUACGAAUGUGAGUUGGUGAACAGACUCGGAUCAGCUCGUAGUGGAGCAGAACUGAGCCCAAUGACCCCGGCUCUACUUGCCCAAGAAAGGAGAGGAGACCAGACCAUAACUAUUGAAGUUACCGAGCAGGAGACUAAAGUGCCCAAGAAAACCAUCAUCAUAGAGGAGACAAUAACGACAGUGGUGAAAAGUCCAAGAAUGAGGCGCAGACCUGGAUUUUCUCCUUCACGUCCUGCCUCUGCAUCCCCCUCAAGGCAACCAAGAUCUGAAAUGUCAACACCUGAACCCCACUUUGUAACCAGAGCCAAACAGUUUGUUCAUAGGCCCGAACAAGAAAUCAGAAAGACUGUGCUCCCAACUCUCUUUGUGACAGAACCAGAAGAUGAGCGAGGGUCACAUUCAAGAGUGGAAGAACAAAAGCCCAGGUACUUUGAAGUUGAGGAAAUUAUUGAAUUUAAGGUAAAAAAAUCUCCGCUGCCACCUAGAAAAAGAGGAACAUCGCCAGCCAAACCAGAGAAAGAUGAUUUCAGUGGAAGGAAGUUUACACGACCAAGACGUUCCCCUCAUGAUGAUCCCAACACAAACAACUCUAAUAACAAAUCAUUGGAAGAAUCAAACUCUUCACUUUCUUCUUGUGGUUUAUCGGAUACUGAUAUCACGUCAAUGGAUUAUGGACUUAUAGAGGAGGACUCCUAUUUAGAUGAUAACUUACAUUUACAGUGUGUUUCAGAAGAGGACAAUGACUCCUUCUCAAAUGAUAUCACUGCUGCCAAUGGAUAUUCUGCUGUACAGCACAGAAAUAGUCCUACUCAGACAGAAACCAAAGUAGAACUAAGUGUUUCAAAUGAAAUAGAAAGUUCAGCAUUAGGUACGAAAGAAAAUGUUUCUGAAUUACAAAAUUCAGAGCAAGAGAUGCCCUUUGAAGUAGAAGAUGUCAUUGUUGAAGAGCCACCAGAAGAAGAGGAAGACAAUGAGUUGAAAAACAGAGAUAAAAAAAUUCUCACUUGCGAUGGGAAAGUUCUAACAUUUGAGGACCUUGAAGACUAUGUUCCAGGCCAAGGAGAGACCUAUGGAUGUGGUGAAAAUGACUCAUAUAUAUCCAAAGAUGAACCAUGCGAAAUCUCUGUCUUACAGGCUGAAAUUAAUGAGCCAACAAUCGGCAAGCCAGUGUUGUUAAAUGUGGGAAGACCUGUGGUACCAAAACCAAGGCAAAGCUUUUUUCACAACUUUAAAGAAAACAUUACUGGAGGAAUAUUUAUGGCAGCAUCAAGGAUGAGCAGAAUGAAUUUAAUGGGAUCCUCAAAUGUUUCUUUCAGUAUGAACGAAACCUCUAUGGCUGGGGCUAGUGUGAGUUCUCCAUCGUCUGCAUUGCCUUCAUUCAACAUUAAACCUUCCUACUGCACCGAAGUCCAACGUUCUGUAGACAAUGGACCACCAAGCUUUAAAACAGAGGUUUCUACCAGGACCUUGAGCUAUGGAACUCUUGGAGAAACUGUGACAUUGCAUAUUAGUAAAAAGGAUCCUUCUAAUUGUUAAGGCAGGAGAUGGUGCACAAAAAGGAGGGAUAUAUGCUAUUGCAGUCUUAAAGGGAACACUAUUGAAUUUACAUUAAAUACAUCAAAUAUCAUUAUAAAAGUGUCAUUCCAUAGUAAAACUAUGAUGAGUUAGCAGGUAAUAAGCUUAACAACAUCUUACACCGUUUGCUCGUACAGCUUAUUCUCCUCCUCCUAAUGAAGAGUGUUAUUUUAUGGCUGAUACAUCACCAUAUCUUUACUUACUAUUCUUUGUCAUUUGAAUAUGACUCAACUACAAUUGUGAAAAUGAAACUCUGUGUUUACAUUAACGCAUCCGAAUGUGACAUUAGCAGAUGUGACUAUAAAGUCAGUGCUUUGAACACUGCCAAAUUCUGCCUUGAUAUGAAGUAAUUCUACAGAAAAUAUAAAAAAGUCAACAUGCUGGAUCAAAGCCAUCAACACAGCAUGAUGUAUUUUGGUCCAAAUCAACACUGAAUAACUCAAGGGUAACAUCAAAAAAUGGGACAUGAACCUUAGUUAUAGAAUAUGUCUUUAUCAUUUUGUUGAUAGAAGAACAUCGCUUUGAGGUUCAUGUAUGAAACAUCUUUAAUUUACAGAGUAUUUGCUAUGUACUUUGUUGAGUAAAUGGCUUUUUUGGAAGAGGCUUCUUUAAUUUGUCCCUCUUCCAGCUGAGGCUUAACCACGGCAUUACAAAUAUGUUCUACUGAGAAAAUGGAACCUGAAUGCACAAUGAACAGUUGGCACAUCAAUCCAGUAACUCGGUGGACUGUGCCAGCUAUAUUUUAAGUGACAAGCUUGCCGUUAAUGUUGUAGAUGAUUUGAAUGUAUCAUGUAUUGUAGUUUUCAGAAGCAUGAACUUUCAUUUGUUGGAUCUAGUUCUUAUUUAUUAACUCCCCCCCCCAUAAACACUGCAGAUGAAGAUGUUCAUGAAACAUUGACCUCUAUAGAUUGCUAUUAAUACCAUAGUAAAAUGUCCAGUUAAUCCAAGAAAGAGACAAUGGCUGUGAACCAUACUGUAUUGUUUGAGGUCUUCUUACUUUUUUUUCCCUUUGAAUGGGUGGUUAGUUGCACAGUAUUAAAUGCAUUUAAAAGGCUGGUCUUUAUAUUUUUGGACUUCCAGAUGAAGAUUCAUGCUUAUAGAGACAGUGGGUAGAAUGAUACCAUUAUUAGACAGAGCCUUGACUUGAAACAUGAACAUGUUGUACUUCUUGUCUAAAUAAAUGUUGGCUGCUCAUUAAAUGCACCAAAAGUC
Messenger RNA from Xenopus laevis (African clawed frog), 23872 nucleotides. RefSeq names its product obscurin (gene obscn.S). NCBI's taxonomy places the organism in Eukaryota, Metazoa, Chordata, Amphibia, Anura, Pipidae. Bases 302 to 22621 code for a protein of 7439 amino acids. The transcript has 88 exons. The record is from RefSeq and is a predicted model, not a curated record.